Lodderomyces theae is the source of this 990-nucleotide messenger RNA. RefSeq names its product fatty acid elongase (gene FEN1). The transcript has a single exon. Bases 1 to 990 code for a protein of 329 amino acids. The record is from RefSeq and is a predicted model, not a curated record. Gene Ontology annotation, biological process: very long-chain fatty acid biosynthetic process; fatty acid elongation, saturated fatty acid; fatty acid elongation, monounsaturated fatty acid. Gene Ontology annotation, molecular function: fatty acid elongase activity. NCBI's taxonomy places the organism in Eukaryota, Fungi, Ascomycota, Pichiomycetes, Serinales, Debaryomycetaceae. Gene Ontology annotation, cellular component: endoplasmic reticulum membrane.
AUGGCAUUUACUUGGGAUACACCAUUUGGAGUCAAAUUAUGGCCCAUCUUUAACGAAAUCGUAUCAACUGCAUCGGGGGGAUAUUUUGUUCCUGGCGAGUUUCGUUUUGUACAGGGAGAGUUGCCUCUCUCAACCCUACACCCAGUCUUGUUAGCUAUCGCCAGUUACUACAUUGUGAUUUUUGGCGGCAAUUACUUAUUCAAGAAGCUUCAAAUCAAGCCAUUUGUGCUAAAUGGAUUGUUUCAGAUUCACAACUUGUUUUUGACCACUUUGUCCUUGACCUUGUUGACUUUGAUGGUUGAACAAUUGGUGCCCAUGAUUUACCAUCAUGGAUUGUUUUAUGCUAUUUGUUCGCCAAAAGCAUGGACUCAGGAAUUGGUUUGCUUGUACUACUUGAAUUACUUGACUAAGUUUGUUGAAUUUAUAGAUACUGUGUUUUUGGUUGUCAAGCAAAAGAAGUUGACGUUUUUGCACACGUAUCACCACGGUGCUACUGCGUUGUUGUGUUACACUCAGUUGAUUGGUGAUACUUCUAUCUCAUGGGUUCCAAUCUCGUUGAACUUGGGGGUUCACGUCGUCAUGUACUGGUACUAUUUCCUUGCCGCUAGAGGAAUCAGAGUUUGGUGGAAGGAAUGGGUCACUCGUUUCCAAAUUAUUCAAUUUGUGUUGGACUUGGGUUUUGUUUACUUUGCCACUUAUCAAAAGCUUGUGAUUCACUUUUUGCCAAAUUACACCGACGUUCUCCCAGUUUGUGGUGAUUGCGCUGGUCACUUGUACUCGGCCUACUCUGGUUGUGCUAUUUUAUCAUCCUACUUGGUCUUGUUUAUUGCCUUCUACAUUGACGUUUACAAAAGAAAAUCUUCAAAAAAGAGUAAAAUUGUCAAAGCAGUUGAUGGCGGUGUUGCUGCUCAAGUGAAUGAAUAUGUAUAUGUCACUGGUAGAGAAGCUACUCCAGUCCCAGGUGAAAAGGUACGUUCAAGAAAAGCAUAG